Nerophis ophidion (straightnose pipefish) is the source of this 2987-nucleotide messenger RNA. RefSeq names its product N-acetyltransferase 8-like. Gene Ontology annotation, molecular function: N-acetyltransferase activity. The coding region runs from base 881 to 1555 and encodes 224 amino acids. The record is from RefSeq and is a predicted model, not a curated record. NCBI's taxonomy places the organism in Eukaryota, Metazoa, Chordata, Actinopteri, Syngnathiformes, Syngnathidae. The transcript is spliced from 3 exons.
AAAUUGGUUCUAAGUCAGACCUACAUAGGAGUUUUUGUUUCAUGUCGCUAUGACAUUCCUAACAGAAGUUACAUGCAGUUUUGUCUGUAUUUUUUUCUCCUAGGGGGCGCUAGAGCGCAAUUUUCAUUUUGGGGGAUUGGUUGCUUAAUAUGUUGGGAAGGUUUGCUAAGUUUGGUGAGUUUUGAAGGAUGUUAAGGGGGUCAAAUUACAGCGCGUAGGUGCGGAAUAAUAAUAAAACACAGCAGUUUCAAUAGGGAGUCCUUUGCCAAAAUUGAGGCAGCUCACUGGUAAGUGCUGCUAUUUGAGCUAUUUUUAGAACAGGCCAGCGGGCGACUCCUCUGGUCCGACCGCAUUGGUGACCCCUGAUCUACAACAUGCUGUAUUUUCUGUCAACACUCUCGCACGGUUACCUUGGUGACGAAACCACAGCUUUUCCAAGAUGCCUUCAGGGUCGUCCGUUCAUGAGCUUUUUCCCGUAACUUCACACCUUUCUGUAAAAAAAAAAACACCGCAAUAUGUUGCUGAAAUGACUCUCAAUGUUGUACUUUGGCCUUAAUUAAUCUUGGGGGUUAAUAUUCGGCUCAUGUAAUGUUUGUUCAAGUCAAGACGACCUUAGUUGCUUUUUCCCCCUGGUGUUGUAGACCCUGAACGCAGCACAUUCCCAAGAACAGGAAAACGCAACGAGUUCAUUUCAAACUUUGCUCCCUUUUUUUCUGGUUCUUUGAGCGCAAAUACAAGAUUAGACCCUGAACUCACCACAUUCCCAAGAACAGGAAGACGCGAUGAGUUCAAUUUCUUUGGCUUCGAACUUUGCUCCCUUUUUCCCCGGUUCUUUCCGCGCCUGAGCGCAAGUACACGACAAGACUUCCCGUGCUGAGCCAUGGCCGGCGUCCAGAUCCGGAAGUACCGCCAGGACGACGCGGAGACGGUGAAGGAUCUCUUCUCGCUGGGCAUGAGCGAACACGUGCCCUCGUCCUUCGUGCACCUCCUCAAGCAGCCGCUCACCCAGAUGGUGCUCAUGUGCACCUUCUGCGCCCUGCUGACCAGCUCCAAGUCCUUCCUGCUGCCCGUCCUCGCCGUCACGCUGCUGAUGGCCGCCGCCCGCCAGCUGGUGGCCUACAAGUUCAAGAGCUACAUCGAGACGUCCUUCGGGCUGGACCUGAACGCCGUCGGCGAGACCUACAUGGCGGGCAAGGACUCCUGCUUCUGGGUGGCGGAGAGCGAGGGGCGGGUGGUGGGCAUGGUGGCCUGUCUGCCUCACCACAGCGCCCCCGACUGCCUGGAGCUGAAGCGCAUGUCCGUGCGGCGCAGUCACCGCGGCAGGGGCGUGGCCAAGGCGCUGUGUCGGACGGUGGCGGACUUUACCCGCCAGCGAGGCUACGCCGGCGUCCUCCUCUACACCUCCGUGGUCCAGACGGACGCCCAGAAGCUCUACGAGCACAUGGGCUACCACAAGGUGCGAGAGUUCCUCCUUCCUGACGUCGCCCUCAAGCUCAUGAACUUCUCGCUCUUGGAGUACCGGCUGGAUCUGCAGGCAGACAAGAAAGGGAACUGAGGGAAAAGACUUCCACAGAACUGUUCCGCCACUCAGAUGUCGUCGUUUUGUUUCAAUUUGUAGCAAUUUUAAAAGAAUGUCCAGUUUAGCUCAGGGGUGUCCCAACCCGCCAGCCUCUUCAAAACAUCGAUUAUUUUCAAGUUAAUCUUAACUAGUUUCUGAACGCUUCACAUUUGCUGCCCUCUAGUGGACAAUCAUCAACAAACAGCACAGCAUUUAAUUUUAUGACAUAAUCCAAACAACCUUCCUUAGUCAUGGUGCAAAAAAAAACACUUAAUGGUAAACACACAUGGUCACACAUAACAUAAACAUUGUGGAUGUGGGUAUUAUGACAAACAACCUUCCCUAGUCAUGGUGUAAAAAAAAAACACUUAAAGGUCAACACACAUAAUCACACAUACCAUAAGAUAAACACUGUGAGUGUGGGUAUUAUGAAAAACAACCUUCCCUAGUCAUGGUGCAAAAAAACCUACAUAAAGGUCAACACACAUAACACAACCUAAACAUUGUGGAUAUUAUGAAAAACGUCCAAACACCGUACAACUUUUCUAAAUCACACCCAUUUAAAUCUAUUUGGAAAAAAUACAAAAUAAUCUUAAAACUCAAUUUAUAUGACACAAUCCAAACAACCUUCCCUAGUCAUGGUGCAAAAAAAAAAAAACACUUAAAGGUCAACACACAUACCAUAACAUAAACACUGUGAGUGUGGGUAUUAUGAAAAACAACCUUCCCUAGUCAUGGUGCAAAAAAAAACGACAUAAAGGUCAACACACAUAACACAACCUAAACAUUGUGGAUAUUAUGAAAAACGUCCAAACGCCAUACAACUUUUCUAAAUUACACCCAUUUAUAUCUAUUUGGAAAAAAUACAAAAUAAUCUUAAAACACAAUUUAUAUGACAUAAUCCAAACAACCUUCCUUAGUCAUGGUGCAAAAAAAAAAACACUUAAAGGUCAACACACAUGGUCACACAUAACAUAACAUAAAUAUUGUGGAUGUGGGUAUUAUGAAAAACAACCUUCCCUAGUCAUGGUGCAAAAAAAAAAAAACGACAUAAAGGUCAGCACACGUGGUCACACAUAACACAACCUGAACAUUGUGGGUAUUAUGAAAAACGUCGAAACACCAUAAAACUUUUCUAAGUCACACCCAUUUCAAUCCAUUAGAGUGCAUGAUGGGGAAAAUGCAAAACACUCUUAAAGCACAACUUAUUUGAAACAAUCCAAACAACCUUCCCUAGUCAUGGUGCAAAAAAACUUACAUGACGUUCAACACACAUGGUCAUACAUAACACAACCUAAACACUGUGGGUAUAAUGAAAAUAUCUAAAUUACACCCAUUUAAAUCUGUUUUUGGAAAAAUGCAAAUCAAUCUAAAACACAACUUUUAUGACACAAUCCAAACAACCUUCCCUAAUCAUGGUGCAAAAUAA